AUGGUGUGGCCCUUUGGGCGCGGGGGCAAAUCGGCGGAUGCGGACGAUGGGCUUGAUCAGGACGCGGCUCCCCAGCCCACCGUGGACAACUGGUCGUCCAGGGACUGCAAGAUUCAGGUCACGCAGCCCGAGGGCUUCGCGCAGCGCGUGAAGAUGCACGCCAAGGUGGACCUGCCGCCGCACAUGGUGUUCGACAUCCUGGUGGACAAGGACAACGCGCGGUACUUUCGCGGCGUGAAGGGGACCACGUACCGCCGCGUGCUGGAGGACCGCUGGGGGUACCAGAAGGUGGAGGUGGAGCAGGCCGCGGGCUGGCGGUUCCUCUUCCUGUCUGGCGUGUUCUACACCCGGCUGUUCGUGUUCCAGCACAGGCACAAGGGCAUCGUGCACUUCAGGCUGGCGCAGCCUGGCUUCAUGGAGAAGUUUGAGGGCAACUGGGUGGUGCGGCCAUUCUGCCAAAGGACGUUGGACUCGCUGGGCAGGGAGCCAACCGCGCUGUCCAGGCUGGGGUCCAUUUUCUCGGGCCUUCCGUCGCUGGCGCGGGAGACCGACGCCACCCUGGUGACCCUGGAGCAGUCGGUGAAGCCCAAAUACGCGGUGCCGCGGGCGCUGAGCGGGUACAUGACCAAGAUCUCGGCGGGCGUGCUGCGCGACCUGAUGGAGGACCUGAAGAAGGAGGCGGAGAGGGUCAAGAGGGGGGACCCGAUCCCGCGGUACCAGAUCAAGAAGCUGGAGGCCGCCAGGAGGCUCAAGAAGCACCACCUGAAAGAGACAAGCAUGGAUACCGCGAUGGCGCUGCAGAAGCAGGGGGCGGCGUUGGCGAUGGGUGGGAAGGGGGUGGGGUCGAUCGUGAUCAGCGGCUGGCGGCCGGCCUGGUUUGAUCAGGGAGGGGAGUGA
This is a messenger RNA of Ostreobium quekettii, 897 nucleotides long. The record is from the annotation of a GenBank genome assembly. Lineage: Eukaryota; Viridiplantae; Chlorophyta; Ulvophyceae; Bryopsidales; Ostreobiaceae.